Molecule: messenger RNA, 1323 nt
Organism: Seminavis robusta
Lineage: Eukaryota; Bacillariophyta; Bacillariophyceae; Naviculales; Naviculaceae
Source: the annotation of a GenBank genome assembly
AUGUGGUUACAGCCAGAAAGACAUGGGCCUCUGCUGAGUCUGAUUGUCGGCCUUCUUGGGAGUCUCGGCCAUUCCUCCCUCGCCUUUGUAGGCACAUCAAGCCUUCAAUCUUCUAUCCAUGCUCGGCGCACGGCCUUAUACGCCGUAACCAGCACAGUCUAUGGUGGCAAUGGUGGAAUUGACGACCACAAACAUGAUCGCGCCACCAUUAUGGCUCGUAAUGACGCUCGAACUUGCGUCAAAAGUUUUCUGACCCAGCGAGCCAUCCAGUCCUUCAUGUUUUUGCUCGAAGAAUGUCGUGAUCCUCAUUCAGGCAAGUGGAUUGAAGACUUUCUAGGGUUGGCAAACCUUGGAAACUAUCAUGGUACCGGCGCCUUUGACAUUGACCGCUUUGCCAGCUGGGAAAUGGUCCUCUUUGAAAUGAUGGAGAGGCCCAAAGAUAAAAUCAUUGUAUCCGCCAAACGUCGUGGACGAGGCCACGGAGGUUGGAGCAAGCACAAUCCAUACCUGGAAGAACGAUGGGUGGAGUUCCCCAUUGCAAUUGAUCCUGCCAAUCUAGCCCAGCGUAUUUUGUCAGUUCGAGGACAGAUUGCUAAUGAAUUCAUACAGGAUUUGGACAUUGUGAUAUGCACCAACGAUCAGAUUUUGGAUUCCUACUUUGAAAACAUUCGGUAUGACGAGCGGCAUAGCUCCCUCACCGCCGGCGCCGCCAGGCCAGAAGAGUUGGCAUCCACGUUUGAUCGCAUCACCUCCAUCAUUCUGAGCCGCAACAUGGAGAAUCAGGUGCAGGUGUCGAGUCCAUUCCGAAAAGGAAACUUUGAUUUACUCUACAAUCUUUGCACUCAAGCUUCCAUUCAUGAGUUGCUACGACAGUACCAAGACGCCGGUGAAAGUAAGGAGGUUUCCUUCACUUGGUUGCGUGAUUUCUAUAUCGAUCGUGUGGCGAAAUUCUUUGAUGGGGACCAACCCUAUGGACGGGCAGAUGAUUUCAUUGAAGAAAUGUUGUUGACGCCGCCAGCAGUCAGAGACUUGGGAAUCAAUGACCGAGGUAAGGCCGUGGUGGGCUUGAUUGACCCUGUGGGGGUAGCCGAGCGAAUCAUUGCCAGACGAACUCGUAUUGCCAAUGACUGGAAAGACAGCAUGGGUGAGACUGCAAGUGACCAUAUUCAGCUGCAGAAGGCACUCUUGACCAAGAUCAUGGGCAAGCCAGUCGAAGAGUUCAAAAGGGAAGUAAUGGAAGAACAGCAGAAACCAAAGAGAGAAGUAAUGGGACAACAGCAGAAUCCCAAAGGAGACCCCGCCGGAUAUCCAAAAUUCUACUGA